CGUGUUUUUCUUCGGGCGCGGAGUGCGGGGCAACGCAACGCUCGAGAUAGUUUCCGCGGCUACCCUACGUGAUCACGAUAACAUAUAAAUUCCAGCGGGUGCCCUCUCCCAAGGAGGUCGCACCUUCUCGCCAGACGACGCCAUACCUGCGGACGACGAAUGCAGGUAACAUGACAUCGAGUGUCUCCGGUCAAUGCCAACUUGGUCUUGAUCCAGACAGCGGCCAAAACAUCAGUCUGCCACGUUGGGAGUAAAGCGAAGGCUAUACAUAGACGACAGUUGCACAGGUACACGCUACCGAAACCAUGACUGUGGAUCAAGCAGAACGGGGAUGCCGUGCCGUCUGCAUAGCUCUCCUCUAUUUGAUCGGCAUGCUGCUCAUUAUUGCCGGAAUUGCAGCUGGGAUCUUCACGCAGACAUAUCCGGACCUCCUGCUGUAUCUGGCCAUAGCUGCCGGUGCUGCGAUUAUCAUGGGUUUACUGUUUGUUGCAAUGUCUGCAGUUGUCUGCACGCGAAAGAAACAUCCGCCUCGCAAGUCUUCAAUGGCAUUUACACCAGAGUCAUAUAGUCCCAGUCCCAUCAACAAUGUAGGCAGCAGACCUGACCUGAUUCUGCCAUUAGAAUCUGUAACCGACUCUUCAAAAGUGCCUGAUGGCAAGUCUGACACGAUGAGUGACGUGAAUGAUGGGUGGCGUGCAGAAAAAGGGGAGUACCAGAGUAUGAACUCGGUUGGUUUACCUGCAUCCAAGAAAGCGCAGAAGCCCGCUACUAGUUCACCACGUCUUUUAAAAGCAAAGGGGCCACAAUCUUUGAACAACGCAUCACCAAGUCUCCCUGACAUUCCACGCGCAGGACAGAAAGCUAACAACUCCCAAAACACUAAACCAAGAAGUUCUCAGGGGAAGCAGCUACUUCUCACUGGAACGUCAAGUAUCAGCGACUUCAGUUCCCUAGCGAUGUCGGGGGAUGACGUCGUUUUCGACAGUACUCCACCUGAGAGAAGUGCACCUAGACCCACCACGACGGGUCGGGGCCGUGUCCCGCUGACAGCUUUCAAACACGCAUCGAGGUCUGUGUCAGACUUGGAUGACGACGUAUCCCUUGAGCCAGUUUUGAAGUCAGCACAUAAAGAUGUCCCUCGGUCUGCUCGGCAGAUGGAACCCCGUCUUGCCGUCAGCUGCCACAACAUUCUUAGCGAAGAGCCCGUCCGUGUUGGAAUUCACCAUGUGCGUCAACGAGAGGCCGUCACAAGGAGCUCCGCCGCCAAGCCACCUGUACCACGCAAAGUGGCAGGCGUCGCGCUACCAGGGCUAGCGAAACAACCAAAGAGUGCAACUGCAUCCCACAGUGAGAACGACCUCCUGCGGCAACCUGAGCUGAGCACAAGGCCCAACGAAGGUGUACGACCAGUUGUCCCACGUAAACCCAACGUUCGCUAUAUCCCAAAGUCUGUUCCUGACCUGUUGGAUAGUUCCGGUGAGUACAACGGACCAGCGGAACCCUCGAAGAAAACUAUCACCGUAACCGUAAUAUCGCGAUCUACAAACCCGUUGCCUGCGUCUGGCGCACCAUGUGCGGAGUUCACAAAACAGACAGCUGACCUUGAAAGGUGCAACAUGAUAGGACUGCCACUGCCUCUCUCUUUGCCACCCAGACAAGCCACCAGCACAAACUCCGGCGUAUCAGAAGGAACCGCCGUUCGAACCCUGAAGUCAACCAUCACGUCACAGCCUGAGUGGGCACCAAGUGUGUCAUCACGGAGCAAUACGAUGUCUAGCGAGGACAGCCAUGGACCUUUCAAUAAUUCGCAGGACUUGCUGUUGGAAGGGCACAGGAACCUUAUGGAGACUGAAAUAUAGUCCUUUGUGCCAAAUUGCCUUGUGUUCACAGUGCAUCAUAACGCGAGUAUAUCGUGACUCAUUAGCAACACGAAGUGCUUAGAGGGACUGUGUCCAGUUACAAAGCACAUCUGUUUUCAAUAAAAUCGUACACGCUCACAUU
Molecule: messenger RNA, 2001 nt
Organism: Ornithodoros turicata
Lineage: Eukaryota; Metazoa; Arthropoda; Arachnida; Ixodida; Argasidae
Exons: 3
Coding region: 306-1859 (517 amino acids)
Source: RefSeq, a predicted model, not a curated record